AUGGGAGAGCGGACGGGAUCCCGAAUUUUCCAAUGGGUAUGGUCGUAUGUGCUCAAACGAGGCCAUCGUGACAUCCAUGGAGGCAUCCAGGACAACACGCAAAACUGCCUCAUAUGGGGAACCUUUGGCAGCAAAUCUAGCAUCUUAAUCACUCUAGGCUUGCCCAAAGAUUAUCAUUAUCUUAUUCUGUUGGUUUUGAAAUGCAAUACAGCGGGAGAUUCUUUAGUUGGGGCACGCAGAAAACUUCACAAGUGA
Messenger RNA from Colletotrichum paranaense, 255 nucleotides. RefSeq lists its product as uncharacterized. The record is from RefSeq and is a predicted model, not a curated record. NCBI's taxonomy places the organism in Eukaryota, Fungi, Ascomycota, Sordariomycetes, Glomerellales, Glomerellaceae. Bases 1 to 255 code for a protein of 84 amino acids. The transcript has a single exon.